UAAAAGUAACGCUGUGGAAUAAAUAGAGCGAUUCAAAACAACCUGAAUUUGGCCAUUCAAUCAUGCCAAAAGAUAAUCAUUUACAAAAAUCAUCAAGGAUUACUAAACCGAGAAGUGUUCCAAAAUAUGCUCAUUAUCGUCUGGAUCCUGUUGUAAUCAGGAAAACUGGAGGAUUGCUAGGAAACUUAUUUGCCCAGGAUUGGGUUAAUCCGGGUCAGAUUGUUAGAAAUCUGCCGGAACAUAGAAUCAGAAGUACAGGGCCAAAGGAUUGUCUUCAGUUACUUUCUAAUUGCUUUGAAGAGAUCGCAAACACAUCUAGCAUUCCAAAGCCUGUUGCUACUUUCGCUAGUCGCUGUACUUUGUAUCUGACUACGAAGCAGUUUGAACGACAAUUUAUAGAUAGUUAUCGAGGCAUGCGAGUUGAACUUAAUGAAAGCGAAUAUGUCAAAAAACGCAAAAAUAUCAUAGAAAAAAGCAAAAUCUUGUCGGUUGACGUGACUGAAAGUUGUCUUGAUACAUUACGAGAGGACAUUAAACAUGAUAUGGAAGCAACCAAUGAAGCCUGUAGCACUAAAAAUCUAAGAAAAGACACGGAUCUUGACUCGAAAAAAGAAGGCUUAUGCAGCGAAAAGAAAAUAUGCAAUGAAGAACUGAAAGAAGUUGAAGAAGAUUGGUGGCUUAAUGAGACUUCAAGUGGCUGUACAGAGUCCAACUUUAUCAAGAGACCUUCUAGAGAUCAAUUUUCUCCUCACAAGCCAAAGUGGACUCAUGCAGAAGUAUAUCGACUACAAUCCAGCUGCAUCAUAGCCAUGAACAGCACACCUACCUCACUUCUUCCGCCAGAUAUUAUCAAUAUUCUUGAGAGUACUCGCUCUGAUCAGUUCUCAUGCGCAGCACUAAGCAAGUUCCCCACUUUAUUCAAUAUUCUCAAAGAAAUCUUACAAUAUGAACAAGAAGGGUUCCCAACCAAACUGUGGAUAGAAUUCAACAAAGCAAGUCAUUGGAAUACACAAGAACGAAACCUAUUUCAAUUUAUAUGCUUGACUUUGACCGAUUUUUGGGGUACCUGCUUACAAAAUAUCCCACAAGGAGAUGGAGAACGAACAUUCUGGUGCGAAAGAAGCGAUUAUAUGGUACCUUUGGGGAGAUCUGACAAAUUCAAUAGGUGCGAAAAGAUGUCAAAUAGUCAUAUGGCUAGUUCAUUGGUUCCGGGAGUAUGGCAACAAGGAGAGCGAAGGUAUAUGGAUGGACUGGGCCAAACAGCUUCCCAAGAAGAAAAGAUAUUCAUGGAAUCAUCAGGAGGAACAAGCACAGAAAAUAUAGAUCAUGUCUUAGGCGACUCAUUAAAGCUCGUCAGACUUUGUACUGAUGCAUUGAGAGCCAAAAUAAUGGAUAAUCGAGAUGCCUCAUUCUCUACUGCUAAAAAACAAGAAGUAUAUGGUGUCCAAUGCAUUGUCAAGACACUCACUCUUACCCAAGCAUCUCUAUAUGAUAAAGACAAAUGGCUCUUUUUAGAACUCAGAAGCGCAAAAUUACCUAGUCGUUGGCAGGAAAUGCCAAUGUGGAUUAAGGUCUUUGAACUGAUGGCACAGCUUUAUAUAGGUUUACUUGGACAGCAAGUGGUCGAGAAAACAUUCCAAGCCGAGUGCAACCAAUUACUUCCAGUGGCUCUAACGGAUUCAGUACGAAAUAUGCUUCGUACAUCUAGCUUGUUAGGAUAG
This is a messenger RNA of Phycomyces blakesleeanus NRRL 1555(-), 1721 nucleotides long. RefSeq lists its product as hypothetical. NCBI's taxonomy places the organism in Eukaryota, Fungi, Mucoromycota, Mucoromycetes, Mucorales, Phycomycetaceae. The coding region runs from base 63 to 1721 and encodes 552 amino acids. The record is from RefSeq and is a predicted model, not a curated record. The transcript is spliced from 6 exons.